CGGAAUAAUCUUUGAUCGUCACUAGACCCCAUCAGCUUCGUCCUAACUCCAUCAUGGUGCGAGAAUCGCGGAACAGGAAAAUGGCGGGCAGAGGACCGUCGGGGGAGAAUGGGGCCGAAGGCGGACCUCAGCAAACGUAUAAGACCGCAGGCUGCGACGAAGAGCAGCAUGGGACCAAGGAGGCGGUGUCAGUGAACACCAGCUAUGUCAAUAGCAAGUCUGUCGACGAGGUCGAAGGGACUUCUACUCAGCCUACCUCCCGCAUUUCAUUCAUGGACCUUCCCCGUGAGCUGCGGGAUAUAGUCUACGGCUUCGCGCUCAAUGCCUCUCCCAAUGUCCGUGCUCGCAUUUGGAGCCCCCGUCGCCAGAAGUACGUCCCGGCAAGCGCCAAGCUACUUUCGAACAGCAUCUUCCACCUGAGUAAGACGAUCAAGGAAGAAGCAGAGGAGAUAUUCUACGGGGAGAGCAUGUUCCUCUUCUACCAGCCUCCCAGGCUAUGCUACCGCACGAAAGGCUCCACUCACGAGUAUGCCCCAUGCCGUAUGGAUUACAUCACCCUCCGUAAGAACCUCAAGUCUCCAUUAUCCACCAAGGUCUGCCAUAUUACCAUCUCCUGUAAUAGUACUGAUAUGUCCUCCACACCAAACUCCGGAGCUAGAGAAGUUCACUAUAACGAGCCUGCUGUGCAGGAGCUGUUCGGAGUCGAAGACUCUAACAUGAUCUCUUUGUACCGGAACUGGCGAAAGAACAUUGAUUUUGCGGUCCUCAUUCCGCAACUACGGACUUUGCGCGUGGUUAUGAGAGGCUGGGUUAACAAGGUAUUUGAAACACAACGCGUACAAGCAGGGGUUCGGUUGGUCGAGGAGGCCAUGCCGAAGAGAGUGGAGCAGGGCUUCCGACAACUACUCGUUGAGAUCCAGACGACAACAAUGAUGGGCAAACCGGAGGAUAUGCAGGGCACCCUCAGUAGCGAAUGGGAAGUGGUCGAUACGACUAUCGUGAGACGGGGAAAGUGGUAGACGAGAGUGUCGGGGAAGGGACUUGCAUCGAGCACGCUACAGUUAUACCAUUCCGAGUUGUGUGGCAGGUAUUCACAUUAGUCGCUUUCACAAGAGUAUAGCGAGUUCUUAGGGUCCUUCCUGCUUCCUCGUGCGGAUCUACCCCAGGCAACGUCAAGAUAGGCCAAUCAAAAGCGUUUAGGUCCGCUCCAAAUGCGCUACCUAGGAUUUUACUUCUCUUCCAAACUCCUCUUGAUGCGCUGGAGUACAUUAGAAAGUGGUAAGUAGAUGAACGAGUCAUGCUAAUAUCUACUCGCAACAGGCCCGAGUCUAAUUGUUAAGGCUCGUAGCCAUUGCGGUACGAGAAC
Mytilinidion resinicola is the source of this 1366-nucleotide messenger RNA. RefSeq lists its product as uncharacterized. Bases 54 to 1019 code for a protein of 321 amino acids. Lineage: Eukaryota; Fungi; Ascomycota; Dothideomycetes; Mytilinidiales; Mytilinidiaceae. The record is from RefSeq and is a predicted model, not a curated record. The transcript has 2 exons.